Messenger RNA from Syngnathoides biaculeatus (alligator pipefish), 3639 nucleotides. RefSeq lists its product as uncharacterized. The record is from RefSeq and is a predicted model, not a curated record. The transcript is spliced from 2 exons. Bases 269 to 2437 code for a protein of 722 amino acids. NCBI's taxonomy places the organism in Eukaryota, Metazoa, Chordata, Actinopteri, Syngnathiformes, Syngnathidae.
GUCAACAGUUGAAAGAUGUAGCACGUUGAAAUCAGCUUAUUCCUGUGCAUGAAUCUGUCAGAAAGCAAUGGCUUUUCACUCCAUUUUCAUUGUGUCACCCGACGUGACCUGUUAAGAAGUAAUUAAAGGAGCAAGCACGCUCACUUCCUGGCUCUUGAAAAGGAGUUUGGAUGGCUGUUUAUUCAUGUUAGCACUUUGGAAGUAAAACACAUGAAGAGAACAGUACAGUGAAAAGCCAGUGAAUCAGAAGGAUUCGUCUGCCACAGUUAUGGAAGCACAAGCAAUAGAAAGGGAGGAGAAAGCGGCAUCAGUGUUCAGCUCCAACUCCAAAGCCACUUCCAAGUCUUCAGUAGUUAGUGCUGCUGCUAGAGCUAGAGCUAAAGCCGAAGCUGAACGCACCAGAGCCAUAUUCGCUCAGAAGGAGUUAGAACUGAAAAGACAGAGAGCUAGAUUGGAUUUGGAAAAGGCUACACUAGAAGCGGAUUUAGAAGCUCUAGGACUGGAAAAGGCAGCUGCUGCUGCUAUUGUAGAGGUUGAAGUUUUAGAAGCUGCAGCAGGACCAGAAAAUGAGGAUAGGUGCAGUGCCAGGAGUCGCAUCUCAUCGCAGAUAACAUGUCAGCGUACAAAGGCAUAUGUGGACCAUCAGGCUCGAGCCAGCUUUGAAACUGCAUUGUCUGUGGAUAUAACUCCUCAUUGUUUUAAAGAAGCGUCGGCACCAAGACAUCAGGAAGCUCCUGAAGUAACCCCUGCACACAACUGUGAUGCCACGCCUACAAGGAACACACAGCAAAGUGAGUACUUAUCAGCACCUCAGCCUCAGACAAGCCUGUUUAAGCGCUCCAACCCGCACUCUCAGCCUCUCAGCUUACAACCUCAGAACCCCCAGUCCUCCUUUAAAGCCCACCAGGAGCAGAGCUCUCCCUCAUUCAGUCAUGCUAGCCAAUCAAACCACUUCAUACAGAGCAACCCACAGCAUUCUUCUUCUGCUCCAGCCACUAACAUGAUAGACUUCGCUAGGUACCUCGCCAGCAGAGAGUUGGUAACCACGGGGCUCACUAAAUUCGAUGACCAGCCCGAGAGCUACAGAGCAUGGGAGUCCUCUUUCCUUAACGCCAUUCAGGGCUUAGGGUUGACAGCCAGUGAAGAGCUGGACCUCCUGGUAAAAUGGCUGGGAAAGGAGUCAUCUGAACAUGUUAAAAGAAUACGUGCUGUCCACAUCACCAAUCCUCACGCUGCUCUCGAAUUAGCCUGGACAAGACUCCAAGAAUGCUAUGCUACCCCUGAAGUGAUUGAGAAUGCUUUAUUCAAACGAUUGGACAAUUUUCCUCGGCUAACCUCCAAAGAUAAAAUCAAGCUAAGAGAACUUAGCGAUCUGCUCUUGGAACUAUUCUCAGCCAAGCAGGAUGGCUAUCUACCAGGACUGAGCUACCUUGACACUCCUCGAGGGAUUAAGCCAAUCGUGGAAAAGCUGCCACCAAACUUACAGGAAAAAUGGCUGUUUGCUGGCUCAAACUACAAAGAACGGUACAGAGUGUGUUUCCCUCCUUUCUCGUUUUUUGUUGACUUUGUCAGAUGUCAGGCAAAGGCCAGAAAUGACCCCAGCUUUGUGUUGGUGAGCAGUAACCGCAGCCAUUACCAUAGUGAAAGAUCCAGAACCAAGCAUGAUAGUGCUCGGACAGCUGUGUUUGUGCAUAGAACAGAUGUGUCAACAACAGAUUCAAGCUUGUUACACAAAACAUCUACUGACAAGAAAGGUAGUGAUGACCCAACCAAGUACUGUCCAGUGCACAAUAAGCCACAUCCUCUGGAAAAAUGUAGAGCUUUUAGAAUAAAGCGGCUAAUGGAACGCAAAAGGCUGCUAAAAGAAUACAGACGUUGUUUCAAGUGCUGUUCUGGUACUCAUGUGGCUAGAGAAUGUCCUGCAGAGCUGAAAUGCAAUGAGUGUGAAAGCAAUCAACAUUGCACUGUCAUGCACCCAGACACUGCUGUCUCCCCUGCACCAUCUCCUCCGACAGAAUCAGACGUAGAACAGCAAAACAGCUCUCCUCCAGAAGUGACCUCCAGGUGCACCAAGGUCUGCGGCGAAGGUCUCCCACCAAGGUCCUGCGCCAAGAUAUGUUUAGUCCGGGUUUUUCCCCAAGGACAGCGAGAACGCUCAAUCAAGAUGUAUGCCAUCCUCGACGACCAAAGCAAUCGAUCACUGGCCAGGUCUGAGUUUUUUAAGCUGUUUGACAUCCAAGGGGACCAUACACCUUACCUGAUGAGGACCUGUGCUGGAACCACGGAAAUGACUGGGAGAAAGGCUGUUGGUUUUCAGAUCGAAGCAUUGAAUGGUGAAGUGUGUUUGGACUUUCCUCCGCUCAUUGAAUGUAAUGAAGUUACGAGCAACAGAUCGGAAAUCCUUUUUUCAGAGAUCAGAAAUCCCAUGCUCACUUGAGAUCCAUGGCACCUCACAUCCCAAAGAUCGAUCCUAAAGCACAGAUCUUAAUCCUACUGGGGAGAGACCUCAUACAAGUUCACAAGGUGAGAGAUCAAAUCAAUGGACCCCACAACGCUCCCUUUGCCCAGCGUUUGGAUUUAGGAUGGGUUAUAGUAGGGGAGGUUUGCAUCGAUAGUACAUACAAGUCCACUGUAUUAGUCCUUAAAACCCAUAUCCGACAGAAUGGACGCCCAUCUUUUCUGAUGCCCUGCCAGAAUCACAUCAGUGUGAGAGAGAGAGGCCAGAAUUCCUUCACAAACCACACCAACCAGAAACACCCAGAUCCUUUAAGCUGGUGGAUCCUGAGGAAGACGUGGAUGUGAGGCCUCAGCUGACCACUCUUGCUACUUCGCUCAGAGAAAGUGAACUCACCUCAGAACGAUUCCAACGGUUUUCGACCUGGGAGUCCUUGCUGAGAGCAGUUUCCUUCUUGAUCCAUCAGAUUCGCUCACAGAGGACAAACUCCACAGUUACAUGUAAAGGAUGGCAUCAGUGCAACCAACCUCGCACUCCAGAAGAGUUAGAAGUGGCAAAGAUCGUCAUAAUCAAAGCUGCCCAGAGAGAUGCUUAUCCAGAAGAGUGUGUCGCACUACUAGAGAACAGGGCCAUACCAAAAUCCAGCACGAUUCUGAAUCUCGACCCUUUUGUGUGUGAUGGUCUACUGCGAAUAGGAGGACGUCUGAGACAUGCUUCAGUCAAUCCUGAGGUCAAAAACCCAAUCAUUCUCCCGAAACAAAGUCACGUCACAAGAUUGCUCGUGAGUCAUCACGAUGCGAAGGUGAAACACCAAGGACGGCAGUUCACAGAGGGAGCAAUCAGGGCUGCUGGUCUGUGGAUUGUUGCUGGCAAAAGAUUAAUAGGCUCAGUUCUUCAUCGCUGUGUCACAUGCUGCAAGCUCAGAGGAAAACUUGAAACACAAAAGAUGGCUGACCUCCCUUCAGAACGUCUGAGCUCGUCUCCACCAUCCACGUAUGUAGAGUUAGAUGUUUUUGGACCCUGGAAUGUGAUCAGUCGACGCACAAGAGGCGGAAUGGCUCAAAGUAAGCGAUGGGCUAUACUUUUUACAUAUAUGAGCACCAGGGCUGUACAUGUGGAAGUUAUAGAGUCCAUGGAUACUGCCAGUUGUAUCAAUGCCCUGCGAAGUUCUUCGCCUUAAGAGG